CUGUGGGGUUCCCCUGACCUAAGGCUGGGCUAAUGCAGAGCGUAUAAGAGCGAUUCGCCUCCUCCGCCUCCUCAAAAACGCCGCCCGGUCAAGCUUUACUGCGGUGCUACACUCGUUUUUCGGCAUCUUCAUGCACUCACACUCACUCAUCCUUUUCAUUUUUGCAUAGCUUAAGCCCUCGUGGCUAGUCACUCGUUAAUACACCUUUGCCUUCCUCGACACUCGCCGUUUGCCGAUCCGGGGUAAACGCGUUAAGCUUUUCCACAAUCAACAAACAGAUCAGCCACCUCCACAUAUAGAUAACGCCCAUCUUCGUCCCCAUGUUGGCCUCUACUUAUUCCCUAAUUUUUGCCCUAUUCUCGGUCACGGUCGACUGUUCACCACUUCCGAAGGCACUCGUACCGCGCCUCCAGCAACUGGACGGCGAGACGGUUCCCGACAGAUUUGCAUUUAACGAUGCCGUUCCCCUCGCCAGGACUGGGUGGACCGCGGUAGCCGACAGCAUUCAGGGUGGAGAUGUCGCCAACAGAGUGCUCGAUGGCAAUGCGAAUACCCUAUGGCAUUCCGAGUACACUCCCGCACUCAAAGCUCUUCCUCAUACCAUCACCAUCGACAUGAAGAAGAACAACUGGAUCAAUGGAUUCGCCUACCUGCCCCGCCAGGACUCCAGCAACAACGGCAACAUCGGCCAGCACACCAUCCAAGUGAGCAAGGACAAUACCAACUGGCAACAAGUCGCCCUUGGCACAUACGGAAACACCAAACUGGAAAAGAAGACCCUGUUCUCUUCUGUUCAAGCACGCUAUGUGCGAAUCACAGCUUACACGGAAGCCCAAGGAACCAACCUUGCAUACACCAGCGCAGCCGAGAUCAACAUUCUCAGUGGGCCAGACCCAAUCCUUCCCCGAGACACCUGGAAGGUCAGCGCAGACAGCGCGCAAGCUGGAAACGCGGCAGACCUAGCUAUUGAUGGCGACGUCGACACGAAAUGGCACACCCCUUUCACCGGCGGAAACCUACCUGGCUAUCCCCAUACCUUCACUAUUGAUCAAGGUGCCGUGACAGCUGUUUCCGGCUUCAGCUACCUUCCACGACCGGAUGCGUCAGGCCCCAAUGGACGUGUCGGCAAAUACAUCAUCCAAUACACCAACAACACGAACACUUGGGCUGAUGCUGCCUCUGGCACGUGGGUUGACGACUCCAACCCUAAGACCGUCACCUUCCCUGUGCACUGGGCACGCUACUGGCGCCUUAGGGCUCUCAGCGAGGCCGGUAAUCGGGGACCCUGGGCCAGUGCCGCAGAGAUCAACUUGCACGACGGCAGCUCCAAGGGUGUCAAGACACCACUACCGGCUAGCUUGGGUCAAUGGUCUGAGACGAUCGACUUCCCAAUCGUCCCAGUUGCUGCUGCUGUGCUCAGCAAUGGCAAGGUCGUGACCUGGUCCGCACAGUGGGCAGACUCGUUCGGAGGAGGCACAGGCCAGACGCAGACUGCCAUCUUCGACCCGGCGACUGGCAAGGUGUCUCAGAAGAUUGUCACCAACACGAAGCACGACAUGUUCUGCCCUGGUAUCUCGAUGACCGCUGACGGAAAGGUUGUUGUCACUGGCGGCAACGAUGCUGCCAAGACAAGCAUCUACACCGUCGCCAGCGACGCAUGGGCCUCAGGUGCCAACAUGCAGAUCAAGCGUGGCUACCAGGGUCAGGCUACCCUAUCUGAUGGACGCAUCUUCACCAUCGGUGGUUCCUGGAGCGGUGGAUACGGCGGCCAGGACGGAACUCCCUUCAAGAACGGAGAAAUCUACAGCCCGGGCGCGAACAAGUGGACACUUCUCCCAGGCGCCAAUGUCAAGAAGAUCCUGACCCAGGACGCCCAAGGCCCCUUCAGAACCGACAACCACGCCUGGCUCUUCGGCUGGAAGGGUGGCUUCGCCUUCCAAGCCGGCCCAUCCAAACAAAUGAAUUGGUUCGAUAUGAGAGGCGACGGUGUCACUACAUCCGCUGGCAACCGUGGCGACGACAACGACGCGAUGAACGGCAACGCCAUCAUGUACGACGCUGUGGCCGGCAAGAUCCUCACCAUCGGUGGUGCCAAGGACUACCAAGAGACGACUGCUACCGCCAACGCCCACAUCAUUACUUUGGGUGGACAAGGAGGCGCAGUUUCCGUAACCAAGCUUACCUCGAUGAAGUACGCCCGCAGCUUCGCCAACAGCGUUGUUCUUCCCGACGGCAAGGUUCUCAUCAUGGGUGGCCAGCACUUCGCCAAGCCCUUCUCUGAUGAUACCGCUGUCCUGUACCCCGAGCUCUGGGACCCAGCGACUGGCAAGUUCACCGUCAUGAACCCGGCCAACAACCCCCGCAACUACCACAGUGUCGGCGUGCUGCUGCCCGACGGCACCGUCUUCUCCGGUGGUGGAGGACUCUGCGGAUCCUGCACAUCGAACCACUUCGAUGCUGAGGUCUUCAGGCCCCCGUACCUGUUCACUGCCUCUGGCGCUCUGGCUACUCGCCCGACCAUCACCAAGGUCUCGGCUACCACUGUUACCGUUGGUGACAAGAUCCAGAUCACCACUGGUGGCACCGUCACCAGCUUCUCGCUAAUACGCAUGGGCUCGGCGACGCACUCGAUCAACACUGACCAGCGCCGCAUUCCCCUGACACCCACCAAGACCGCAAGCGGGUACCAGAUCACUGUGCCUGGAGAUUCGGGUAUCGCGCUGCCCGGUUCGUGGAUGUUGUUCGCGAUCCAGAAUGGCGUUCCCAGCGUGGCUAAGACGAUCUUGAUCAAGGCCAAACCGAUUUGAGGGUUUAAAGGGGUAAUUAUGGAUUGGGGCAUGACAUGGUUCGGAGGCUUUUCCGAAAGUGUUAAUUCUAAUGCGUCUACGCACGCGAGAUAAACGGUUGAAUGUACAAUGCUGCUUGGUUAAAAUAAUAAGUAGUAAUUAAUUCGAAGGUCAAAAUCAACCAUAGAGUUCUAUGCACUGCCUUUUUGAGCGAUGGAGGACGUCGAGGUAAGGUUUAGGUUAGCCGUUCUGUACUACCUUGUUACAUGU
This is a messenger RNA of Mytilinidion resinicola, 3056 nucleotides long. Its product is annotated as galactose oxidase. The transcript is spliced from 2 exons. Bases 321 to 2807 code for a protein of 828 amino acids. Gene Ontology annotation, molecular function: protein binding. NCBI's taxonomy places the organism in Eukaryota, Fungi, Ascomycota, Dothideomycetes, Mytilinidiales, Mytilinidiaceae. The record is from RefSeq and is a predicted model, not a curated record.